AUGGCGUCACUGCCCCCGGGGAGGCUGCCCAUUUCUUGUAGGUCUGUGGCCUGUGAGAAGCAAAAUUCUCUGAUGGCCUUCCAGGGGGCACCCCAGCUAGCCAGGGGUUGGCUUAUUGCCGGGGCAUCCCUGAGAGGCGUUGGUGGCCUUGCCCUCUCCAUCGCUGUGAAGACCAUCAGCCCUACACACUUCCGCUUGCAGAGCUGCCUGGGCACACUCAGGUGCUCCAAGGACCAGCCUGCUGGGAAUGGGGUGGCUGGACCAGGGCGCUUCUGGUACAGCUGUGUCAUCAGCAAACUGAUCCUGUCCUACUUUGGCCAGUGGAAGUUCAACCUUGCCUCCCUGCCUCAGGGCUCAAAUCACUGCCUGUUCAGGAAGCUGUUGCAGACCCCCUUAGCCCAACGACAGUGUCUGCUGGGUUCGGAGGGUGUUCGUGAAGCCUUUGUGUCUCGAGGGCCGUCAGAGCACUGUGUGAAUUUCUCUGCUCCUCCUAAAAGCCUGCCUGCUGAGUGGGUGCAUUUAUUUUCUGUCUUAUCACAUCAGUACAAGCGUACUUUUGACAAGUGGGUGGUGUGCUUGCAGCAGAUGCUGGUCCCUUGGAACAUCCUGUUUGCCUGCAGCAAAAGCAGAGUCUCCACUGAGUGCCUGCUGUUUGGGGCGGAAUUCCGAAGGUUCUCUCUGGACCGUCAUAAGCCUGGGAAGUUUGAAGAUUUCUACAAGCUGGUUGUGCACACCCACCAUAUCUCCAACAGUGAUGUAACUAUUGGCUACGCAGAUGUGCACGGAGACCUGCUGCCCAUCAACAAUGACGACAACUUCUGCAAGGCGGUUUCCAGUGCAAACCCCCUGCUCAGGGUCUUCAUCCAGAAACGAGAUGACGGAGGCCUGCAACCAGGAACCUGACUCUUCAGCUCAAAUCUUGGUUCGAAAGGGGGACUUCUCUGUGCCCCCGUUGUCGGCAUGCUAUGGUAGUGAAUGGACGGCCCACCCAUUCUCAGGGGCCCCUCGUGAGACCCCGGCCAUCUCAUUCCAUGGGAGCCACAUCAGGAGGAAGGAGGGCUGGGAGGGGACGUCUGGCUGCGUGGCGUGGGGCCUGCAGUGUUGUGGCACACACAGCUUCAGCCAAACGUCUGGCCCUGUACCUAGAACUAAGAAAUAAAACUAUAAUAUCAGAUUUAAA
Mandrillus leucophaeus (drill) is the source of this 1180-nucleotide messenger RNA. RefSeq lists its product as uncharacterized. Gene Ontology annotation, cellular component: cell cortex; nucleus; apical plasma membrane. The transcript is spliced from 8 exons. Lineage: Eukaryota; Metazoa; Chordata; Mammalia; Primates; Cercopithecidae. The coding region runs from base 1 to 903 and encodes 300 amino acids. Gene Ontology annotation, molecular function: protein kinase C binding. Gene Ontology annotation, biological process: centrosome cycle; establishment or maintenance of cell polarity; regulation of cellular localization. The record is from RefSeq and is a predicted model, not a curated record.